This is a messenger RNA of Bombyx mandarina (wild silkworm), 1974 nucleotides long. RefSeq lists its product as uncharacterized. The record is from RefSeq and is a predicted model, not a curated record. Gene Ontology annotation, biological process: regulation of transcription by RNA polymerase II. Gene Ontology annotation, cellular component: nucleus. Lineage: Eukaryota; Metazoa; Arthropoda; Insecta; Lepidoptera; Bombycidae. Gene Ontology annotation, molecular function: DNA-binding transcription factor activity, RNA polymerase II-specific; zinc ion binding.
AGUGUAAUGGUAAAGUAUGUAAAUAAACAAUUUAUUCAAAUUGCAAUGAAAAGAAAUGAAUCUAUUUAAAGAAAUUUAUUAAAGUAUUAAAUUUAUAUAGGAAACAUUUGGAUAAACAAUGAAUUAUAAAGACAAAUGCCGUACUUGUUUGGGUAGUUCUACAGACAUGAGAUCCAUCAGUUCUUCAAUUUCCAUAGGAGGACGAGACGUUCAGUUUGCAGAAAUAUUGCUGAAUUUCUAUAGCUAUCAGGUAACAGAAGAUCCCCUACUUUCUGAAAACCUCUGCAUCAGCUGUGCUCACCAACUAACCAUCACAUAUUCUUUCAAAGUCCUAAUAGAAUCAAGCUAUAGGAAAUUAAUAGAAAACUAUAAUGAUUUAAACCAUACAAACGAUAAUUACGAAGCCGUAAGUGAAUCUCAUGAUGAAAAUAAAAAAAAAUAUAACAGAAAAAAGAAAAAAUUCAAAACAAAAGUGAAAGUUAAAGAGGAACUCGUAACAAUAUACUGUGCUGUGUGUAAACAGGAAUUUAAUUGUGUUAAAACAUUAAAUGAACAUUGUAAUAAUAGUCAUCCCACAAAAGGAGCUGGAAGGAGUUGCGAUUAUUGCAGUGAAAAAUUUGAAGACUUCAGAUCUCUGGUGCUACACAGAAAACUUCACUUGACACCGUUUUUGUGUGAAAACUGUUGGGAUGGCUUUCUCAAUGAGGAAGAACUAAGUAUGCAUACCUGCCAGCCGAACAGAGAUAAAAGUAAAACUAAAACGGAGAGAGUGUUACGUCAGUGUGACCAAUGCGGUAGGUCUUACCCCCCAAAUUACAUUAGAAUCCACAUGUUAACCCAUGGUGACGAAAGAUCGUACAGCUGCAAAUACUGCCCCAAGAAGUUCAAAGUUCCGGGAAGUCUCAAUUCACACGUAUUAUGGAAUCACAAAAGAACACGAAACUACAAAUGUGAAGUUUGCAAUGCAACAUUUAUUUCCUCGAGCUCUAAAAGUUCGCACAUACGUAAGAAUCAUUUAAAAGAAAAGAAAUACCGAUGUGAUACAUGCGGGAAAAGGUUUUUCUCCAAAUCUGAACUGCAGAGGCACUCUUUGACUCAUACUGGGGUUAAGAACUUUCAUUGUCACUUGUGCGAUAAAUCAUACCAAACUAGAUAUGGACUGAAUGUACAUUUGAAAUCACACACACAAGUAAAUAUGAGUAUUAUGACUUUAUAAGUAUUAUUGAUCAAUAAUAGUAGUAUUUAUUACAUAUAUUGUGUAAAAUACCCAAUUAAAUUGUAUUUUUAUUGUAUACUACGGAUUGCUAAGAUCAAUUCAUGUACCACUAUUUUUAUGAAAUUGUAAAUUGGUUUUAUAACAGGCUAUCUAUUAAUAUUUAGGAGUCUACUUGCCUGUCUUGGCCUAGUAAAACACCAACGCUAUACCAUGUACGUCGUAAACAGCACUGAAUUCAUCUCGAAUGAGAUGAGGUGCAUGGGGGCAUUAUUGUGGUGUUUAUGGGCUCCGGUAUCCACUUAACACUUGGUGGCCCGUAUUGUAAUUGAAUAUCAUGAUAUGUGACAUAAAACGAAAACCAAAUCAUACCCUCAAAAUCAUCUCAUAAAAAUAUCACACACAAAAUGACUUUUAUUUUACACUAAAACAUUGACUGAAAUCACUACAAAUACAUCGACUGCAAAUUUUGACCUAUUCCAUGAUCUAGGCCAGAAUCCGCAAACAAAACGAUUGAGACACGAGGUCUGACUCUUAUCUAGGUUGGUUUUCGCACCUUUUAGCUUAAGGGCCUUUGGUAUUCCCGUCGUGUCAACUGGGGAUGAUUAUGACUUGACAUUGCAAGGAGCUCCGGAAAAAUGCUCGGGGAGCAUCGCGUUCCUGCCAAAAAGUGCAGAUCCUAUGAUUGUACACUCAACACUGGCAACAAUGGCAUCGCAAGAAGCAAAUUUAUCAUCAUCAUCAUCUCAGCCUGUCCAUUG